Trichomonas vaginalis G3 is the source of this 1155-nucleotide messenger RNA. RefSeq lists its product as uncharacterized. The transcript has a single exon. The coding region runs from base 1 to 1155 and encodes 384 amino acids. The record is from RefSeq and is a predicted model, not a curated record. Lineage: Eukaryota; Parabasalia; Trichomonadida; Trichomonadidae.
AUGUCGCUAGCUACUUCUCUUUUACAAAAUCUCAUUGUAAAUGAGGAUAGUUAUAUCAAAAGGAAACUCCUCAAAGGUCAAAGAUUAACUAUCGAGACCAGUGGUAAUUCUUACAAUCAUACAAUAUUUUUCCCAACAAAACCAGUCGAUGCUACAAUAACAAUUAAUUACGAUGACAGCAAGAACACAUACCUUAGUGAAAAUAUUUAUGGUGUAGUAGGAAAUGGACAAAAACCUGUUAAAGCUUCCAUUUAUGCUAGACAAGAUUUAGAAUUUGAAGCUUAUGUCACCUUCUUAUCAGAUUCCCAAAUUUAUUCCAAGGCAAUUCUUUAUACAGAUGCUAACAUAUCAAGAUCAUAUUCAAAUUUAACUGAGCAAAUAAUGACCGUUGGCUUUGCACCAGAGGGAUCUCCAAUGUUUGUUUCUCUCGCUUACGAAGCCGAAACAUACUUUACAAUGUUUGGCAGCUCUAAAUUCUCAAUGUUCACCUCCAUCAGUGACAACAUUCCACAUAUGACUCUCCGUACUGGCAACAUCAGAUUCAGAGCAUUCCCAUAUGCUAACUCAGUUUAUCAUAAACCAAUGGUUUUCGAAAUCCAAGGUAAGAAGUUCGGAGCCACUUUGAUUGAGAAGAAGGCCCCAGCUCCACUUCCAUCACCAACACCAGCACCAUCUGAAACACCAAAACCAAGACCAUCUGAAAAACCAACACCAAAACCAGAAACAACACCAGUUCCACCACCACCAACACCAGAUACAAACGAUAAGCAUCACGACAACUAUGACGAAGAAGGAUACGAAUAUAAUGGAAAUCAUAAUUACAGAAGAAAGCAUUGUGACUCAUUCCAGAGUGCUCUUUCCUUCUUCCUUGGCAUGGGCAUGAUGUUACUUAUCGUUGCAAUUGUUUCUGCUGUUAAGAAAUGCAGAGCACAACGUGUAAAUGACAACGAAGCCAUUCCACCUGUUGUUAAUGCUACUCAGCAGCAGCCACAGCAGCAAAGACCUGUUUAUUACUUUGCUCAGCCAAUGGUUUCCCCAUAUGACAACUCUGCCCCACAACAGCCAGCUGCUGCUCCACAGCGCGCUCAACAACAACAGCCUGCAAACAGCCCUUACCCAGCCUCCCCUGUUUACGUUAUCUAUGGCAAUCAGUAA